Molecule: messenger RNA, 519 nt
Organism: Gloeophyllum trabeum ATCC 11539
Lineage: Eukaryota; Fungi; Basidiomycota; Agaricomycetes; Gloeophyllales; Gloeophyllaceae
Exons: 3
Coding region: 1-519 (172 amino acids)
Molecular function (GO): protein binding
Source: RefSeq, a predicted model, not a curated record
AUGGAACCCUCUGCGCCGCCAAACCAACCUCUCUCGCAUGCUAGUAACUCGAACAAGCCCAGGCGUACGGUGGACAAAUGGAUGGCUUUGGCGAGGGCGAAGUUGCUCGCAGGCAUUCUGAGACGGAAGGUCCGGGAUGCUUCGUCUCGCCGCGAGGCCAGGUCCAACGACCUGUCCACUAUGCAGAGGCGAAUGAGCAUGGUCGACGCCUGGCUGAACAACCAGCCCGCGUCCCACUCAAACGGCCCCCAGAGCAGCACACCCAUCCCCAGCCGACUCCAACCCUCCUCAUCCAACUCGAGCACCAACUCCGAAUGUACAGUACGCGGCCACCAAGAACAAUGGCCAUACCGCCCCGCGCGCGCGCGCUACUCCUUCGACGGGAGCGGCCCCGACGAGCUCCGUCUGCGCGCGGACCAGCUCGUGCACGUCCUCGACGACCGCGACGGGUCCUGGUGGUACGCGCUGGACCCGGCGACGGGGGCGGAGGGCGUGGUGCCCGCGGCGUACCUGUGUUAA